GAAAUUUGGUUAUAGUUAAAUACAUAAUAAUAUAUUUUCAUUUUAUUAACAAUUCACAAAGAAAUAACUGAUAGUUAUUCGUCUAUUUGUUAUUUUGUGGAACAAUUGGAUGAAAAAAAUGAAUGCUGUUGGUGCUACCAAAAUUUACGCAGUGGUUGAAUUUCUGGGAAGUUCAGAUUCUGCAAAAGAUGUAGAUCUGAUACCAGCCAAAUGGAUUACCGAAGAAAAUGGUGAGUUGCUCUGUUACUAUCCGCCGAUGGAAGAUUAUGACAAAAGAGACAAAUAUACUCAGGAUUUAGUUGAUGCGGAUGAAAACUGGGAGAAGUUUUCCGUUCAAAUUCUUACUUAUGCAAAUAGUUACUUAAAAGGAAAACGACGUUUAAAACGUUCUUUCAAGACUACUGACAUUAGAAGUACUGAUGACGAAAAUAAUCAAGUUACCAUGCCAACAGUUUUUUCUAGAAAAAACUUCACUAAAGAGUUGCGUGGAAUAGCGGCUAUGAACACCAGUUCGUCAGCUCCAAAGGAGAAGAUAAAUUACGAUAACAGCCUAGAAGAGAUACCUGAAGAUCAAUUGACAGAAAGUGAAACCAAUGAAGUAUUCAAUUUCGAAUCUAUGCAAAAAUUUUUUGAAAAAAAAAUUGAAGAACAAACAAAACAAUUGCAGCGUUAUUUAAUUUGCGAGAAAAAAAGUCUGCAGUAUGACAUCCGCAAAUAUUUUGAGGAAAUCAAAAAUAUACUCAUUGUCAACACGGCUAAUUCAAGACCCCAUGAAUCUGUGUCAAGUGCCAUUAAAAAAUUAGAUCUUCCACUCCCACUGAAAACUUUAGAAGACUUUAAAAAACUUGAGGAAGAUUUAAAAACUGAUGAAUUAAAGAAAACCGUAUUGCUAUCAUUGUUUCGGGUAAAAAUUUAUGGAGAAACGUCAAUUAAGAGCUGCAUUAAUAAAAUAAUGUCGGGUUUUUUGACAAAAAAUGUUGAGCAACAUUAUUCGGGAACUGGCAAAUUAAUAAAAGGUGUUGGAAAACUAAAUUUUAGCGGCACGGAGGCGUUUAAAUGCAUGAAAGAUGUUAUAUUGGAAAAAUUCGGCGACUCGGAAGAUUGCAAAAAUCUUCCGGGGAAAGUAGGUCGAUGGCUUUCCGGAUGCGGGGAUCGAGAGAAGGGACGAAAAGCGCGGUCAUCGUCAGUGUAAAAAAAUUAGUGUAAAAAAAUCAAUUCCGACGUUUGCUUGGAACCUUCGGC
This is a messenger RNA of Chrysoperla carnea, 1242 nucleotides long. RefSeq lists its product as uncharacterized. The coding region runs from base 110 to 1192 and encodes 360 amino acids. The transcript has 9 exons. NCBI's taxonomy places the organism in Eukaryota, Metazoa, Arthropoda, Insecta, Neuroptera, Chrysopidae. The record is from RefSeq and is a predicted model, not a curated record.